GUCCCCUCCUAGCUCAAACUGAAGUGUCCCAAAAGUCGCAGACUGUCAGGCAGUUUCACAAAGAAGAACAAUUCAGAGUAUUAAAUUACUUGGCAGGCACGCAGUAUUAUGAGUCAGUAGUAAGGACGAGUUUGGAACAGGAUAAAACUGUUGGGGGAAGUCAGUAUGCAAAUCUCGCAUGUUCAACUGGAACUUUUUUUUAUAAUGUUUAAACUUCCUCAAACUAGAACAGACUCCGUACAGCCACACCUGGAGAUAAAAGGUUCCAAAGUUCUUUCAGGAGGGUCCUGUCCAUUUUCUAGCUGGAUAUCAGAUUUGAACAUUUCAGUCUCUCGAUACCUUUGUGAAGUCCGUUUUCUCCCAAACCUAGUCUACAAUAUUCUGGAAUUUAACCCGGUCUGGCUCAGUCGUAUGAAUGCCACCUCUGUUAUCAGAAGAUCGUGGCCUCAAGCCCCACCCCAGCGACUUGAAAUUGAUACAAAAAGAAUGAGUUUUCCAGUACAACACGCAGAGAGGAAACCCUGAACUGCUGGAAGAAUGUUACUGAGGAUAUGCGACACUAUGGGAGGGACUGUAGUCAAGAAAUGCUGCAUUCAGAGAGGCUCUACUUGCGGACUGUUGUUGGAGGAUGAAUGAUCAGUUACCUGAAAAUUGCCUGAGUCAUUUUCAUUCCAAAUUAAAUUGGGAGGUAAGGAGUGAUUGCAGAAUGAACCUUGUCUCAGCAAUAUGGUGCCUUUUUAUAUUUGGCUUUCAGCUCUGUCUAGCCAGCAAUGAUGAUCAGCCGAAGCUUCUUGAGUGUUACAGUGACUAUCUCAAGGAAAUUAUCUGCACCUGGAAUGUAGGCCCCAACGCAAACUGUUCCACUGAUUACAGUCUGAAGUGCAAGUUGAUGAUCGAUUUUGAUGAAAUAUGCAACGUAAUGGAUAUUAAAACUCUUCCCAAAUCAACCUGCCAAUGCAGGAUCACAAAACCAACUUUGGUAUUUUCUGCCGAUUAUGAAAUUAUGGUCCUUUUCAAAGGAACAGUGGUUCUUUCCAAACUCAUUAGACCAUCACAAACCAUAAAACCUUUGGCUCCACACAACCUCAUGGUAAACAUUUCAGCAGACAAACAGCAUUUCCUAGUCUGGGAUGAUGAUUACAACAACACAUUCAUCGAAAAGUAUCUGGAGUAUCAAAUCGCUUACAUGAAGACAGGAGGAAACUGGAAGACAAUUAACACAACAAACCAGAAAAUGCUGGCCCUUCAAUCGGUGUUGGAUCCUGGAUACAUCUAUCAUAUGAAGGUUCGCUCCAAACCACUACCAGAAUAUCAUGGGGCAUGGAGUGACUGGAGCUCUGAGUGUUUGUGGUUUUACGGUUCCUCUGACUUUGUUUCAACUGCAUUAAUUGUCUUCGUGUGUAUCAUCAUCCCUGUACCUGUGGCUAUCUGCUUCUUUGGUUUCAAGUUUGUGAAGAAGAAUUGGUGGGAGGAUAUUCCCAGGCCUCAACCAAAAGAUCUAUCUAAGGAAAACUUUGACAAAUUGCAGAAGAAUGGACAUAUUUUCAAUGAUGACAUGCUUGAUGACUGCAAAGUGGAACAAGUUUUGUGCACCAAUCAACUUCCACAAGGGAAGAACAGGAUCGAGAAUAUUGAUGACAGGCUUUGCACAGUGAACAUCCCAGUCUUUCAACCCUUGAUGGAAGUCUCCAAUUCCAAUGACAAAUUCCCCUUCCCUCUAUUUCCAGGUUUCAAUUUCCCAGUCCUGAAAAACUCUUUGUCUCCUUUCUCUUUGCCCUUUGAGGAUUUGCCUUUUUCCACCUCUGAAGAUCAUGAUUACUCCUUGUUCAAAAGUGUCGUAAAGGACCAACAGGAAGACAAGUACCACCCAUUCACCGUAAAUGAAGAUAGAGACUCUCCGCUCAAACUAAGCACCUACUCACUUUGCCCAGAUGCUGACAGUACAGCAACUGGAUCUUCUGAUCAAACUGGUUAUAAAUCUUUCAGCAACUGUGUCUCUGAACCCUGGACCAAAUCAGCACAAACCGUGUGGAACCCAGGAGAGCAACAGAUCUCAGAGGUGUUUCAGCCACAACCGGAGUCUGGUGAAAUUGAGUCAUCCGAUUAUAUGUCUUCUGAUAAACUUACAUUCAAGUCAAGCAACAACAUGAUGCCAGAUUGGGAAGGGGAUAAAAUACAUAACACAUCGUGUGACUUCACUGUGGAUGCUGGGAUUCACUUCCCAGUAGACCCCUUCCUGAUGUUUCCUGAAAGCCUUCAAUCUUCAGCCUUGCCUUUGAAUGCACAGACACAGUGGUGGCACCCAGUCUCAAUUCAUGAGAUGUCUGGCACAACAGAAUCCGACUUCACCCCACAUCUCAUGACCUCACAGGAUUGCUGCCUGAAACAGAAGCCAGCCUUGGGUGCAAUGGACCAGGGGAAUGAGGGUCAAGUAGAGUCAGACACCCCAGGAAAUACAGAGAAAAAGACCCAGAUGAAAUACAUUGUGGUCCCAGAGGACACUGAGCUGGGCCUGGGUGAGCUGACACCCUAUAUGAAACUGUCCUUACUUAAUGUGCAAGCAACAGAUAAAAUUCAGUUAGCAGAGCCAAUUCAUCCCCUAACCAAACACGUAUAUCUUAAUGAUAAUGUCACAGUUAUACAAAGGGACAAUAUACUUGAGGGUGAAUAGGAUGAAUAGCUGUUUACUGAGCACUUCCAUGUCUUGAGAAAGAUAAAGACAUACAUCUAUGGACAAAGUAUGUCAGUAAUAGUAGCAUGCUUCAAUUCUUUUUAUUUCAAAAUUAUACUUUAUUCAUCAAUUAUCUCUAAAUUAAACAAAAGACAAAUACAACACAGGUCCAUACAGACUUUGCAGAAAAUACACUAAUAAAAACUAGAAGGGUGGGAAAUAGAGCUAAGGGCAAGGUGAUGUGAAGAAUUGCUCAAAUAUGUGCAGGAAAACUUCUUGGUUAGUAGUGUAUGUCUAGCCCAAAGAGAAAGGAAGAAGUGCUGAAUAUUGUUGUGUUAUUUGCUCUUAAUACAAACAUCUGAACAUUAUAAUAAUGAUUGGUAAUCCAACAAAGGGUUGUCUAUCAAGGAGUAAUAAGAUUCCAGGAGAUCUCUUCAUACACAUUUUUACUGAUCACCAUGGCUGUGAUCAUUGUAUUAUAUUACCUUCUUCCAUUUAAUAUAAUAAGGUGUAUCAAACAAUUUACAUUUUGAAUGGUACGUUUGUCAGUAUAUUGAAAUAUAUGUUCUAAAUACAAUAUCACAUCUUCUUUUCUGUAAAUAGAAAAGCCACAAAUUAUAAGGUAUAUAUAUAAUUUGAAUAAUUUGAACAGUAUGUUCAGUGUAUGUAUAACAGUAUGCAUUAACAAUUACUCUGCUGAUUUGACUUGAUCUGGGAAAUCAUGAAACUGUCGCUAAUUGUUGUCAAAAUCUAUCUAGUUCACUGGUGCCCUUAAUGAAAGAAAAUAUGUCAUCCUUACCCAAUCUGGCUUACAUGUAUUGCAGACCCACAGUGAUGUGGUUGACUGUUAACUGCUCUUUGGGUGAUUAGAAUGAGCAACAAAGGAUGGCAUUGCCAGUAAUGCCCACAUCCCAUGAGAGACCUAAGAGGAAAAAAGACUUUUAUCUUAAUUCAUGGGUACAGGUUAGCAACGAUCUUCAUUUGAGUGUUAUGUGUGGCAUCUUCCUUAACUUCACUCUUAGAACUUGAACGUGCAUUUGAAGUGGUUCUACAGGUGUAUUCAGUCCAAUGCUUACAGUUGACACCUAGGGUCAUUCUGUUAUGGUAGCCAUGACACAGAGGUGCCGGUGUUGGACUGGUGUGAACAAAGUCUGAAGUCACAUGACACUAGAUUAUAGACCAACAGGUUUAUUUGAAAUCACAAGCUUUCUGAGUGCUGCUCCUCUCUCAAGCUGAACUGGAGCAGUUCAUCGACUUCAUUAACAAUUUGCACCCCACCCUCAAAUUCACUUGGUCUACCUCAAACAGCACCCUCCCCUUUCUUGACCUCUCCAUUUCCAUAUCCAGUGACAGUUUAUGGACCGACAUCUACUAUAAACCCACAGACUCCUGCUAACUGGACCACACCUCCUCCCACCCAGUAUCCUGCAAACCUCUAUCCCAUUUCCCCAAUUCCUGCAACUCCAUUUCAUCUGCUCUGACGAAACAAUGUUCCACUCCCAGGAAUCCCAGAUGUCCUCCUAUUUCAAACAACGUCCUUCCUCUCCUCUGUCAUCCAGACAGCCCUCCACCAUGCCUCCUCUAUUCCUCGCUCCUCAGCUGUAAACUCCACCCCCAAACAUAUAGAUAGAGUUCCCCCUUGUCCUCACUUUCCACCCCACCAGCCUCCGCAUCCAAUGUAUCAUCCUCAAACACUUCUGUAAUUAGACCCCACCACCCAGAACAUCUUCCACUCCCCAUCCCUCUCUGCCUUCUUCUGCAAGGACCAUUCCCUUCACCACUCCUUAGUUUGCGCCACACUCCAACUCAUCCGGUACCUUCCCCUGUAACCGUAAAAGAUGCGACACCGACCCACGCAUCACCUCCCUCACCUCCAUCCAAGGCCCUAAACGGUUCUUCCAAGUGAGACAGAGUUUCACCUGCAUCUCCUCCAACCUAGUCUACUGCAUCUGGUGCUCCCAAUGUGGUCUUCUCUACUUUGUUGAGACCAAAUGUAGACUAUGUGACGUUUCACCAAGUAUCUUCACCUGAGCCAAAAUGGCCAGCCUAACCUCCUGGUCUCUGCCCAUUUCAAUUCCCUCGCCCCACUGCUCCUCUGACAUGACCAUCCUCAGCCUCCUCCAGUGUCGCAGUGAAUUAGAUCACAAGUUUGAGGAACAAGACCUUAUCUUCAGCCUAGGUACGCUACCGCCCAGGGGACUUAAUGUUGAGUUCUCUAAUUUCAAAUAACCUUCCUACCCAUUCACUGGCUCCCUUUCCAUCUACCAGCUCCCUACCACCCUUCUGUUCCAGCUGCCAACCUGAUUCAUCCCUCCCUCGACCAACCAGGUCAUCCCUAUUACCAGUAUCCACCUAUCACCACCAUUCUGCUACUGUUCUCCCCAUCCCACCCCCCUCAUCUGCAGCUCCCCCUGCCCCACAUCUAGCCCUGAAGAAGAGUAAUACCUAAAACGUUGACUGCUCCUUUCCUCCAGAUGCUACCUGGCUCGCUGUGUUCUUCCAGUCUCCUGUUUUCUACCUUGGAUUCCAGCAUCUGAGGUUUUUUGUUUCUAGCCGAGCUUAGCUAACGCCUACCUCUGAAUUCAAUUCCUCUCAAAAGUCUGACUAAUGGAAAGAAAUCUAUAUUUCAGCUGCAAAGUAAACCAAUUCGUAACUUACAACUGUACCUUCAGGAGCAACUUGAUCUCAUCUGCUCUCCUGCAAAACGGACUUCUGUGCAGAACCUAUUGAAGAAAACUCGAGUGGACAUUGACUUACUGAACUCUAAUUCACAUGAACUAAUUACAAUGUAUUUAAUUUUAAGCAACUUGAAUUUUGUAAUUUCUCUCCUUUCCUUAUUCUUUUCUUUUUAUAGAUGCAAAUAUGUAUGAAUAUGUUGCAAACCAUUCUUUUUUAAUGUAGAAAUAGGCCCUAAAUUAUUUUAUAACCCUAGGCUUGUUCUAUGCUGUAAACUUUUGGAUGGUCCAAAAUGUCUCUUUGAAACGCUUUUAUGGAGAUGGAUAAGACCAUAAGAAAUAGAAACAGGAGUAGACCGUUCAGCCCUCAGGCCUGCUCCACCAUUCAAUAGGAUUAUGGCUAAUCUGACAUUGCUCACAUCCACUUUCCUGUCUUUUCCCUGUAAUUCCUUGAUUUCCCUACUUAGCAAGAAUCUGUCUAUUCUCAGCCUUAAAUAUACACAAAAAUUCUGACUCCUCAACUCUCUGUGGCACAAGCUCCAAAGACUCUCAACCCCCGAGAGAAGAAAUUCUUCCUCAUCUCAGUUUUAAAUUAGCACCCUCCCCCCACCCUUUAUUCUGAGACUGUGCCCUCUGGACAUAGAUGUUCCCAUGAGGGGAAACAUCCUCUCAGCAUUCAGCUGGUCAAACCCCUUAAAAAUCCUAUAUGUUCCAGUGGGUGAACUCAUACUUGUUUACAUUGAAAUCUAUCUGCCACAGUAUUGCUCAUUUGUCUACUCUAUCCACACCUCUCUGUAAUUUUAUGCUAUCAACUACAAUGCCUUCCAACUGUUAUCAGUAAAUUUGGAUAUUUGACUUUCUAUGCUGUUAUACAAAUUGUUAAGAAAUUAUUUGAAUAAUUUGAGGUUCUACAGUCUUCUACAAACUGUUAGGACCAUUUGGGAGCUGCCACUGGAUGGAAUCUUUCUUUUUAGCCUAGUCCAAAGUGCUUAUCGUCCUCAUCCAACCAAGUGAAGGGAAAGCCUGCAGCAGCAAUGGAUUCUCCUGCUUGGGGAGCUCUGCCACUACUGUCCACUCUUCAGGUAUGGCUAUAUGGGUAGGUGCUCCUGCACAAGUCUUAGUGACAGAUAGAUUUAAAUAGUCAAAUUUUCCCAGUUUUCAACAAUCUAACCAGGACCUGAUGGGAAUGGAGUCAGGUGUAUGCCGGACCAGGCAGAUUUCCUUCUGUAAAAGGCUUUAUUAAACCACAUCAAUUUUUAGAACAAUCAACAUUGCUGCAAUUAGAUUAGCUUUUAUUGAAUUCAAAUUUUAACGUCCAAACCGGUGUCCCUCAAACUUUAGACUGGGCUUCUGAAUUGCUUGUCCAGUAACAUUACCAUUAUGUCACCACCUCCCCCCCAAACAGAUGUUUAGCCUUUGCGUCAAUCCACUGUUGCCUUUGAAAAUAUUUGAGGCUUGUACAUAUCUGUUAAGCCUUCACAUAUCUCAGUUACUUUGCUACCAUGUUGCGCACUUCUGUUAAUCACACACACUUGUUGAUCAUUCAACAAAUAAUAACAUAGUGUACACAUUUAAUGGUCAAUGGAAGGCUGUGAUGACACAUCUGACCUGCGUUACAGACCUGCCAUCUAAGAAAAACACGUUAAAAGGACAUAUCAGUUUCAAAAGAUUUGUACAUUGGAAAUUAAGUUUAAAAGAUUUUUCAAGGUGAAAGGCUACAGCAGUCGUAUCUGUCAGACUGCAAUAUUUCAAAGCCUACUGAGCUAUUCUGAAAUCACAAAAGGGAGACAAUGCAUCUAGCUCACGGUAACAUUUUACUUUCUAAAAUGCAAAACUGCGAUACCAGCACAAACUGACAUCAAAAUGGAAACCAUUUAAAUCAAUAACUACAUCAUUUGCAAAGCUGCUUGCCUCUGCCAACAGGCAAUGUAUGAGUUCAGUCCUAAGCUGUGGACAUAUCUACUCUUUACACUCAUUCAUCAGUUUGAAUGAGACCUGCGUAGCUUUCUUACGGUUUGGAACUUCAAGAAGAAGGCUCUGAGGGAAACACCACCAGAGGAGGCAGCUCUGACCAAAAAGAGAGAACAAAGCUAAAGGAUUUACAGAAAUCCAAGUCAGGGAAGGGAAGUAAACCAGAAAGUGUCAAAACCACAAGUUGGUGAAGAAUGAGGAAACUUCUCUUGUCUUCUCUCCCCCAACCAAAAUCUGCUAUUAUGAGAAACCGACUUGUUUGAAAAAGUACCACCAAUUGAAUUAUUGAAGCCAACGGGUCUCCACAUUCUAAUUUAUAAUGUUAACCUCUUCAGUUCAGCAAUAAAGAAUUCAAGCAAUGAGUCUUAAUGGAGCUUGUCUGUUUCAACCUUAGUAUCUGCAGUUUAUCUUCAAUUCCUUUAUUUCUUUAUCCACAAGGAACUUUCAGUCAUAACUUAUUUUAAUAAGCUUAUCUUUAAACUUUAAAUGAAAGCUGUGCUUCUGCUUUAUUUUAACUUAAAUCAUACAAAUUACACAGAGAGUUUCACAAGCAAUCUACUGACAUACCAUCCAUGUGAUGGACAGGCUUGGUGGUCACUGUUGUGUUCUGUCUUCUGGUUGGAAUGUCAGUAUGCCUUUAAGAAUUAUACUCAUCACAUCAUUCCUGCAUCAGAGCAUGUGACUUGAGGGUAUAAAGAUCUCAGACUCCCCACUUAACUUCGAUCACUUGAAACAUGACACACUACUAGGAACAUUUUCCUCACCUGCAAUUUAAUAGUUUAGUAUUAGCCCAGGAACUGAUGUUCCUUGAAUAUGUAAUAUUUCUUUAUAUAUUGGCUAGCUUAAAUAAACAUCUGUUGGAUUCUUCAAUACUACAAUAUCCACGAAUGUUUCUUUUGUUACAGGAGCUAAUAUAAGCAUUACCAUUUCAGGUAAAAUACCCUGCUGGAUCAAAAUCCAUAUCAGACAUGACACCUGUAAGGCAACUGUUGUGUUCCAUCUACAGAAUCAUGGGACUUUGUCAAAAUAUCCUUCCCAGUUACAAUGAGGUAACAUGGGGAUUGAAAGAACAAGGCAACUUACAUGAAAGACAGUACUGCCCAGGGAUCCAUAAUGAAGCUCAGCUGAGUCAACACAAAAAGCCUUUCCAUGCUCAUGAUGUUUUGUUACUAUG
Stegostoma tigrinum is the source of this 8491-nucleotide messenger RNA. RefSeq lists its product as uncharacterized. The coding region runs from base 629 to 2671 and encodes 680 amino acids. Gene Ontology annotation, molecular function: cytokine receptor activity; protein binding. The record is from RefSeq and is a predicted model, not a curated record. Gene Ontology annotation, cellular component: membrane; external side of plasma membrane. The transcript has 11 exons. Lineage: Eukaryota; Metazoa; Chordata; Chondrichthyes; Orectolobiformes; Stegostomatidae. Gene Ontology annotation, biological process: production of molecular mediator involved in inflammatory response; immunoglobulin mediated immune response; cytokine-mediated signaling pathway.